This is a messenger RNA of Musa acuminata AAA Group (dessert banana), 378 nucleotides long. RefSeq names its product auxin-responsive protein SAUR72-like. Bases 1 to 378 code for a protein of 125 amino acids. The transcript has a single exon. Gene Ontology annotation, biological process: response to auxin. Lineage: Eukaryota; Viridiplantae; Streptophyta; Magnoliopsida; Zingiberales; Musaceae. The record is from RefSeq and is a predicted model, not a curated record.
AUGGGUUGUAUUAAGGCCACGCUCCAAGCUCGAGAACUUGAGCUCCAGUUGCAUCAAGUUCUCAGACAGCGGGGAAGAAUGUUUUGGAGAAGGAAAGAGAAGGAUGCCGCCGCAGCGUACGAGCGGUUGGCCGGAGCCCGUGACGAGUGCGUGGAGGGUAAAGUCCCGCGAGGUCAUGUCCCAGUGCUCGUGGGAGAAGACGAUGGACCGGUGCAGAGGUUUGUGGUGAACGUGAGGCUCUUCAGGGAUCCGUGCAUGGCGGCGCUGCUCGACUUGAGCGCGCAGCAGUUGGGGCAUCAUCAGCAGGGGGUGCUGAGGAUCCCAUGCGACGUCGAUCGUUUCCGACGAAUCAUCGACGUGAUCUCCAAAACCAGGUAG